AUGGAUGAUGAUUUAUAUGACGAAUUUGGAAAUUAUAUUGGACCAGAACUAGAUUCUGAUGACGAUGAUGAUAACAAUGAAAGAAUAAACAAUCAAGAGUCAGACCACUCCGAUUCAGAUAAUGACAAUGAAGGUAACAAUAUGGAAGAUGAUGCACAAUUAAUUGGUUCAAGUGCAGUUGUUCUUCAUGAAGAUAAAAAAUACUAUCCAUCAGCUAUUGAGGUAUAUGGUGAAGAUGUUGAAGUUUUGGUUGAGGAAGAAGAUGCACAACCAUUGACGGAACCGAUUGUAAAACCUGUUGGUCAAAGGAAAUUUAAAACAGAAGAGUAUAACUUACCAAAUACUAUUUUUAAAAAAGAAUUUCUUGUUGAUAUGAUGGAUUUUCCAGAAUUAAUGAGAAAUGUAGCUAUAGCUGGUAACUUACAUCAUGGAAAAACAACAUUUAUGGAUUGUUUGAUUGAACAAACACAUCCAGAUUUUAUUAGAGGAGAUGACAAAGAUACCAGAUUUACGGAUACAUUAUAUAUUGAACAACAAAGAGGUUUAUCUAUAAAAUCAAUGCCAAUGUCGUUGAUAAUGGAAACAUCAAGACAAAAAAGUUAUCUUUUAAAUAUUAUUGAUACUCCUGGACAUAUGAAUUUUAGUGAUGAAGUUACGGCUGCUUUUCGUGUUGCAGAUGGUGUUGUAAUAGUUAUUGAUGCUCAUGAGGGUGUAAUGAUGAAUACAGAAAGACUUUUAAAACAUGCAGUAUUAGAGAAAUUACCUAUUACAAUAUGUAUUAACAAAAUUGACCGUUUUAUACUAGAAUUAAAAUUACAUCCAAAUGAUGCUUAUCUUAAACUACGUUUUAUUUUGGAUCAGGUUAAUACUAUUCUUCAAACAUUUUCAGAUGAUGAAAAUUGUCAAGUAAUGUGUCCCUUAUUAAAUAAUGUAAUUUUUGCAAGUUCUCGAUACAAUAUUUGUUUCUCCACACUUACAUUUUCUCAAAUUUAUGCAAAGACAGCUAAAGUGAAUGCAGAAGAGUUUAGCAAACGACUAUGGGGUGAUAUUUAUAUGGAUCCAAAAACAAGGAAAUUUGUGAAGAAGAUGCCAUAUCCAGAUUGUCCAAGAACAUUUGUUCAAUUUAUUUUAGAUCCAAUUUAUAAAAUAUUUUCCCAAGUUAUUGGUGAUGUUGAUACAGCUCUUCCUGAUAUGAUGGCUGAAUUAUCAAUUCAUCUAACUAAAAAAGAGCAGAAGAUGAAUAUAAGACCAUUAAUUUCAUUAAUAUGUAGAAGAUUCUUUGGUGAUUUUACAGCAUUUGUUGAUUUAGUUGUUAAAAAUUUUAAAUCUCCAUUGAAAAAUGGUAUUGUAAAAAGAGAAGUUUAUUAUACAGGUCCAGGUGAAACAAUUAUUAGUAAUGCUAUAGAUAAAUGCGAUGCUAAAGGUCCAUUAGUAGUAAAUACAGUUAAAAAUUAUACAACUACUGAUGCUAUUAAUUUCCAUGUUUUUGGAAGAAUUUUCAGUGGAACAUUAAGAUUAGGACAAAGUGUUAGAAUUCUUGGAGAACGUUAUAGUAUUCAAGAUGAAGAAGAUUCAAGGAUAAUGACUGUUGGAAAAUUAUAUAUUUGUAUGGGUCGAUAUAAUAUUGAAGUUUCCAGUGCUCCGGCAGGAAAUUGGGUGCUUAUUGAAGGAAUUGAUGAACCUAUAAUGAAAACAUCAACAAUUAUGGAUGUCAAUAUUAAAGAUGAAUUGUAUAUAUUUAAACCAUUAAAAUUUAAUACCAAAAGUGUCGUGAAAUUAGCAAUUGAACCUAUUAAUCCAUCAGAACUUCCAAAGAUGUUGGAUUCACUUCGAAAAGUUAAUAAAUCAUUCCCAUUACUUACCACAAGAGUUGAAGAAUCUGGAGAACAUGUACUUUUAGGGACAGGAGAAUUAUAUAUGGAUUGUGUAAUGCAUGAUAUGAGGAAGGUUUACUGGGAAAUUGAUAUAAAAGUUGCUGAUCCUGUUGUUCCAUUUUGUGAAACAGUCAUUGAAACAUCAUCAAUGAAAUGUUUUGCAGAGACACCCAAUAAAAGAAAUAAAUUAACAAUGUUUUGUGAAGCUUUAGAAGAAGGUAUUUCUGAUGAUAUAGAGAAAGAAGAAGUAAACAUUGAAUGGAAUAAAAAGAAGCUAGGGAAAUUUUUUGAAAAUAAGUAUAACUGGGAUAUUUUAGCUUCCAGGUCAAUUUGGGCUUUUGGACCUGAUAAUAAUGGUCCAAAUAUUUUGUGUGAUGAUACAUUGCCAUCAGAAGUAGACAAAGAUUUGUUAGGGUGUGUAAAAGAAAGUAUUGUUCAAGGUUUUCAAUGGGCAACAAGAGAAGGGCCAUUAUGUGAAGAGCCAAUAAGGAAUGUUAAAUUUAAAAUCAUGGAUGCAGAAAUUGCUAAAGAAUCACUUUACAGAGGUGGUGGACAAAUGAUUCCAACUGCACGUCGUGUGGCAUAUUCUGCAUUUUUAAUGUCAACUCCAAGAUUAAUGGAACCAUAUUAUUUGGUUGAAGUUAUAGCACCUGGAGAUUGUAUUCCUGCUGUUUAUGAUGUUUUAAAUAAACGUAGAGGUCAUGUAACUAAAGAUUCACCAUUGCCUGGAUCACCUUUAUAUUUAUUAAAUGCAUACAUUCCUGUAAUUGAUUCUUUUGGAUUCGAAACAGAUUUAAGGACACAUACACAAGGACAAUCUUUUUGUAUGUCAACAUUUAAUCAUUGGCAAAUAGUUCCUGGUGAUCCUUUGGAUAAAUCUAUUGUUAUUAAACCCUUAGAACCUUUACCAGCUCCAUCUUUGGCUCGUGAGUUUAUGAUAAAAACUCGAAGAAGAAAAGGUCUUAGUGAGGAUGUAUCAGUUGUUAAGUUCUUUGAUGAUCCUAUGCUUUUAGAGUUGGCGAAAAACCCUGAUAUCUUAAAAAGUUAUGCUGGAGAUUUUCAUGUACAGUAA
This is a messenger RNA of Strongyloides ratti, 2946 nucleotides long. RefSeq names its product Translation elongation factor EFG, V domain and Elongation factor, GTP-binding domain and Translation elongation factor EFTu/EF1A, domain 2 and Small GTP-binding protein domain and Translation elongation factor EFG/EF2, domain IV and Translation protein, beta-barrel domain and Elongation factor G, III-V domain and Ribosomal protein S5 domain 2-type fold, subgroup and Ribosomal protein S5 domain 2-type fold and P-loop containing nucleoside triphosphate hydrolase domain-containing protein. Gene Ontology annotation, biological process: mRNA splicing, via spliceosome. The coding region runs from base 1 to 2946 and encodes 981 amino acids. Gene Ontology annotation, cellular component: U4/U6 x U5 tri-snRNP complex; U2-type catalytic step 2 spliceosome; cytosol. The record is from RefSeq and is a predicted model, not a curated record. Lineage: Eukaryota; Metazoa; Nematoda; Chromadorea; Rhabditida; Strongyloididae. The transcript is spliced from 2 exons. Gene Ontology annotation, molecular function: translation elongation factor activity; GTPase activity; U5 snRNA binding.